Molecule: messenger RNA, 9632 nt
Organism: Onychostoma macrolepis
Lineage: Eukaryota; Metazoa; Chordata; Actinopteri; Cypriniformes; Cyprinidae
Gene: akt3a
Product: v-akt murine thymoma viral oncogene homolog 3a
Exons: 17
Coding region: 4490-5746 (418 amino acids)
Biological process (GO): protein phosphorylation
Molecular function (GO): protein serine/threonine kinase activity; ATP binding
Source: RefSeq, a predicted model, not a curated record
UAUAGGCCUGCUCAAAAAAAGUCCAUUGUUUCAUUUUCUGAUUGAUUAUUUUAAUUUCCACGACUUUUCCCAGACAAAUUCCUGUUAUUUCUAGGUUUCCCCUGACCGUGGGAAUCCUGUUAAUUCCAAGAGAAUUCCCCUCCACGCAGAGCGCCACAGAAGAGGCGCAUCUCUUGUAAACACAGCGGCUCUCGCGAGAUUUCCUCGCGCCGCGCAGCACACGCAGGAGCGUCUAUGGAGCAGUGAGGCAGGCGGGAGACGGAGCAACCGAGCCCGGCGCGGACUGGAGCAGCAGACGCGGGGUGAGAGAGGGUAACCUGCCUGUGACGUCGCUGCUGUGGUGUGUCUGAGCGGCGGCUCCCGGGGCGUGCUUCUCCGAUUAUCCCGUCCAUCCAUGCUCCAUUCGAGUCUGUAAGGAGGACGCGCACAAACUCAGGGAGGCGAGGGAAGCCCAUUGGUCUCCCAACCGACGCCAGCGCCAGGCUGAGUCACUGUCGAGGAGUGGGAAGAUCUUGAGAGAGAGGGAGACAGCAUCACGGAGAAAGCGCGAGAGAGAAAAGCAACGGAAGGAGGGGAAAACCGCUACACAACGCCUUUGAGAGCGAAGCGAGAGAGAGAGAGGCAGCCAGCGAGAACGACGGAAAGAGAGAGACAGAGCGCAGCAGUGAGGGAGGGAGAGAGACGCUGAGGCUGGGAGAGCUGACCCCCCUCCCCUCUCCUCUCCUCCUCCCCCCCCCCCUCACUCCUUCAGGAGCUGGUGUGUAGGAGCAGCGAGUACAGUGUGACUGAGGCAACAUGAGCGAUGUCACCAUCGUUAAGGAAGGCUGGGUCCAGAAGAGAGCAAACAUGAACAAAUUAAAAGGUCAUUGGUCAAAAGUGAAUCAGUCAAAAACAGCUGGAACCCUUUUAAUGGAUGGUGAGUGUUGUGCUUGUGAACUCAUGUGUGCAGCAUCCACGUUGAGUCAGAUUUGAAAUUCCCUCCAGUGUGUGCAGUCUGGGCUGGGCUUGAGAAUGGAGAGAGCACCUGUGUCGCAGUACAAGUUUUGCCCCCCCUUCCUCGUCUUCCGAGCUGUGACUUUUUAGGGAAAAAGAGCUGUGUGUGAGGAGAGGAUAACCAAAAGGGUGACAUCAUUUCCUGUUUACUCCACUAAUGAAUGGAUCACAAAGAAAAGGGCCAGCUUAAGACACUGAAACCCCCUGUUUCUGACUUCGCCCCCCUCUCACAUCUCAUUGUCUAAACCGCAGCCUGUUUAAUGCAUCAGCCAAAGUUUGAUUGUUCAGAGAUGACGUCUGCAGAAUCAUGCAAAACGCAACAUACUGGAAUGUCAUGGAACUAAAUAGCAUGAAGUUUUAUUUUCAAAUCUUUAAUUUGAUGCAGUUUUGUUUUCCAGAUCGCUGGUCCGCGGUAAAUUAGCACUGAUUGCAAGCAGACCUGUUGAUGAAAAUGCUUUUGAUGUCUGCGCUGUGUGUGUGUGUGUGUGUGUGUGUGUGGAGGUUAGCUGUCAGGCUCCAUAGCCGAAGAGCAGCGCAGAGGAGUCACAUGGUACACUGCUCUCUCCCGCAGGACCGCUGGAACACUCUGUUCUGAGGAAAGGAUACAGGCGCAUGAAUGAAGCUCGCUCGCUCGCUCUCUCUUGCACGAUCACAUGACCAGCGAUGCGCUCGUUCAUUCAUUUGCUCAUACAGUGCUAGCAUAUGGAUUACAUAGACACACACACACACACACACCAAACUCUGACCUUGCUGACCGUUAUAUCCUUCACUUCCUGUUCCUUUUCUCAUACCCAGCAAUCUCCUGCUCUCAGAUGACCACUGCGGCCAUCUCCUCAUUAUCUCCUUCCUGCCCCCUCUCCCUCCCAAUAUGUAAAGUGCAUCUGAGUGCACACCAGAUUAGCUCAGACUGCAGUGGAAGUACAGAUACAGGAGCAUCCUCAUGCAGGUCAACACAAACAAACAGAGACUCUUUCUGGUGCUUGUGGGAUGUAUCUGGUGUUGGUUAAUCUAGAUAUAUCUCAUUCCAGUCAGACCAUUUAUGGAAGCUGUGACCUGACAGCCAUGACCCUGACAAGUGCCAGGAUAUUUUGAUGGUCGUUUUUUCUGCGACAUUAUGAUAACCCUGCCCACAGUGAUUUUUGAUGGAAUAUCCCUCUCCUUAUAAGCCUAUAUUAAACCUUACUUAUAUUCUGGUUGUAAUUUUGUAAACAGCAUUUUCUCUUUCAGCAUGGACAGAACAUGUGUUUCUGGAUUCCUAACUAUACUGACCUGGAUUGGACUUGAUGUAAGCUGCAAUCAUGUUGCUGAGGCCACAACCAUGAGUAAAUUACCAUAUGAUCACCCAGUUUUUACAGAUUAAGAUUUUUUGAAUUAAUUCUCAGACAUAUUUCAGAACACAACACACUAAAUCUGUACAGAAUCAACAUUUUAAACCUUUUAACAAACCCACCCCAAAUUAAUCACAAUCUAAGACUUUGAGGUCACUUGGCUGUAAUGAAAUACAAUUAAAACAUCUUCCAGCAUAUAAAAAAUACAAUAAAAUGAAAUUAAUGAAUAAAAACCCAUCUUAUAACACAUCACAAUUAAACUUUUAACUAUGAACAUCAUUUGAUCGGCCAAUUUUUAAAAGUAAUUUAAUAUCCCUGAAUGGCGGCAUGAUCUAUGCUGGUGUGUAGAGAUUAGCUAAUUAUAAGACAGGUCAUUUUACAUAUUGCAGACUUACUGUAUAGUAUAGUAGCAAGAACAUCAUGUUCCAUUCACAGGGUCAGUAAGAGUUUGGAAAAUUAUGACUCUUAUGAUGUGACAAAUGUUGUAAUUGGUGUACAGGGAAAAAAUGUUUUAGUUUCUUGCAACUUCAUCAGUAAGAAAAAUGCGUGAACAAACAGUUCUAAAGGUAAAUUCAGAAACACUUGAAGGGAGGGAUUUAAUUAAAAUCAAAACUGUUGCAGCACACACACUUCUGGUGAGGGUUAAAGUCGCCAUGAAAUCAAAAUUGCCAGUUAUUAUUUUUUGUGGAAUGUUGCAGUGUUUGUUAUAAAUGAUUUAUCCCUGCAAAAAUGAAUAAUCUUUAAUAAAAAAACAUUAACAUCCUUUCCCCCUCGCUACAACCUGUCUUCUCUAACGUGUUUGCUGGUUCAAGGGCCAGGCGAUAAAGUUGUCCAGUGGCCGGAUGAGUUUCAAUUCCUCCAGCGGUCUGACACUCAAACGAUCAUCCAUUCAGUUCGCAAUUCCCACUUUCUAGUCAAUUCCUGGUUGACAAAAUCAAAUCCUUGCUUGCAUUUUUUAAUUCCUCGCUCAAGAAGCUAUUUCACUCGGAUACAAGUCACAAUAGGGAUGAAAAGUCAGUCAUAAUUUCCAUUUCAUGCAGACUUUAAGAAAGAACAAGUUAAAGAGGAACUAUAAUAAUAAACAAUCAUAAGAUUCAGCCAAGAAAAGUAGAUAAGAUAAUGUGUCAUCCACCAAUUAGGAUCCAACCAAUUAUGAAGCACAACAGGGAACAAGUCAAUCAGUGUUACACCCAUGAAUUAGUCAUGUUGGAUCCAAAAAGACAACAGAAAAAAAAAUCAAUUACAUUAAAAAACAUUCCAGACAUCCUCAUACAAAGAUGAAAAAAGUAAUAAAAUAACAUAAAGAGAGAAUUUCAUGAAGGAUAUUUUGCCUUUACUAGAAAAUGUUGGUAGUUGGAUGUGAUUUACUCUGUAAAUAAUUCAGCUUUAAAAUGGCUUGUGUUUUACAGUUUAGUAGCAGAGUUGAGGGUAAUUUUGAUGAAAUGUGCCUCGCUUCAAGCUUUGUAUUCAAACGAGUGCCAAAUAGAGUCUGAGAGCUGUGGAGGCUCACGAGCCGCUUCUGUAUCAUCCCGAUGCUUUUAAUUUCACAUCAGCUUUUCACAGUCAUCCGUCUUAAGUCCUCCCACUUCCCUCUCAGCAGUGAGGGGAAAAGCCUCCACAUACCCAAACAGAUCUGCUGUCUCCUUUAAAGGAGGCGCACCUGCACAGUCUCUAACGCACGCGCUCACACGUUAACGGCUGCCUUUCCCACUCUCCUGCCAGUGUGGCUUUCAGACUAGCAUCAGCACGUAUGAAGAAAAUAGUGCGGCCCCCUCAGUCACGACUCAGUGGCUUUUGUGUGUGGUUGUUUUUCUGGUUAUUGUAUAAGUGUGUGUGUGUUUGAGAACAAGGACAGGAUGACGUGCUCAGAGAGGGGAUGAUGGCUCUGGGGGUCAGGCGGUGUUGUAGCAGCAGGCUGGGGGUCACUGGCUGACUCACUGCGUGCCUCCAACUGACUGACUGACUGCAGAGUUAGUCAUCUUUCUGAAUCGUGCAGAGACCCAGCCCAGAGAGAAAGAACGAGACCUUGAGGUGAAUAUAUUAAGAAUUGGAGACCUCGCUAUUUCCUGCUAAAAACCGAUGGGUCCUUUAUCGGAUACAAGGAGAAGCCACAGGAUGCAGAUCUUCCCUACCCUCUCAAUAACUUCUCUGUUGCAAAAUGCCAGCUGAUGAAAACUGAACGACCAAAGCCGAACACUUUUAUUAUUAGAUGUCUACAAUGGACUACAGUCAUAGAGAGGACCUUCCACGUGGACACGCUAGAAGAAAGGGAUGAGUGGGCAGAGGCGAUCCAGAUGGUGGCAGAUAAACUCCAAAGACAGGAAGAGGAACGUAUCCAAUGUAGUCCCACCUCACAGAUAGACAACAUGGCAGAGGAGGAGAUGGACACAUCUAUCAGCCAUCACAAACGCAAGACAAUGAAUGACUUUGACUACUUAAAAUUAUUGGGAAAAGGCACUUUUGGAAAAGUCAUUCUCGUACGGGAGAAGGCCAGCGGGAAAUAUUAUGCAAUGAAAAUUUUAAAGAAAGAGGUUAUUAUAGCCAAGGACGAAGUGGCCCACACGCUCACAGAAAGCAGAGUACUAAAAAACACGAGACAUCCUUUUUUAACCUCUUUGAAGUACUCGUUCCAAACAAAAGACCGCCUAUGCUUCGUGAUGGAGUAUGUCAAUGGAGGAGAGCUGUUUUUCCAUUUGUCGAGAGAACGGGUGUUCUCCGAGGACCGCACGCGCUUCUACGGCGCCGAGAUCGUUUCCGCCCUCGACUACCUGCACUCUGCCAAGAUUGUGUACCGGGAUCUCAAGCUGGAGAACUUAAUGCUUGAUAAAGAUGGUCACAUCAAAAUUACAGACUUUGGCCUCUGCAAGGAAGGAAUCACUGAUGCUGCUACCAUGAAGACCUUCUGUGGGACGCCAGAGUAUCUGGCACCAGAGGUGCUGGAGGACAAUGAUUACGGCCGUGCGGUGGACUGGUGGGGUCUCGGUGUGGUCAUGUAUGAGAUGAUGUGUGGCCGACUGCCUUUCUACAAUCAGGACCAUGAGAAGCUCUUUGAGCUCAUCCUAAUGGAGGACAUCAAGUUCCCCAGGACCCUCUCUGCUGAUGCCAAGUCCCUACUGUCAGGCCUGCUCAUCAAAGAUCCCAAUAAGAGACUUGGUGGAGGUCCGGAUGAUGCUAAAGAAAUUAUGCGACAUAGUUUCUUUGCUGGAAUUGACUGGCAGGAUGUCUAUGAUAAAAAGCUGAUACCUCCCUUCAAGCCUCAGGUGUCGUCAGAGACAGAUACCAGAUAUUUCGAUGAAGAGUUCACAGCUCAGACGAUUACAAUAACCCCUCCUGAAAAAUUCGAUGAAGAUGGGAUGGACUGCAUGGACAACGAGCGACGGCCACACUUCCCCCAGUUCUCCUACUCCGCCAGCGGGAGAGAGUGAGCGCCACGCAGCCGACACUGCCUCAUCCUCAUCAAGGUUACCACUGGAACAAAUUAGGUCUUCAGCUUCUAACAGCCCCGGCCCAUUUGACCCUUCAUCGUCCAUCUUGGUUCUUUCAUUUCUUUAGCUAGACCAAGGGAAACUUCUAAUUUAGGGUGAUGGGAAUUUGCACGUGGGGUCGGGCCGAGGUCCAGCCCGCUCAAACGUCCUCACAGCUCCAGCCCAAAGGUUGGGUCAUGAUGGGAGAACUUUUGCUGUUUGUCUUUAUUGUGUUUCUCUCUUUGAUUUGAGAUGUUGCUCCACAUUCCUUAUUCUGUGGGAACUAGUAUCAAGGACACAUCCAUUAGUUCAGAUAAAUACAUAUAACUGCAUGGCUAGAGAUUCACAUGGGUUUUGCGAUUCCAGGUACACGUAGUAUAACGACUCCAAACCGCUCCAGUCUCAGCUGCUUCUGUUGUUACUGUUUUUAAGGUUCACCUUCUGUCAAAACUGCCAUAAACGGUUUACUCAGGCUUCACAGAGGACGUCUGUGUUCAGGACUAGCUUUACCCCUCAUCGAUCCACAACUCAGUAUUCCUCCGUACAAAGCCCUGUGAACCUGAGCUAUGCAGCGCUAAACUCUCACUAAAACUACCCGUUAGAAAUGCUCACUCAAAUGUAUUCACCGAAGGCUUUGUUUCUUACAUAUCGCCCCCUGGGAAAAAUGGCACGUUUGACUGAUGUGGAGUGUUUUAUGCAGCGAUACACAACUGUGAUGUACAGUUGGCGAUCAGAUUAAAUUCCCCCAAAGGUUGUGAGAAAGCCUUUCCGCUAAACGCUGAAUAGUUCAACAACAACAACAACAAAAAAAGAGCCAGCAUUAAUUGAAAAAAUGACAGGAAGCACUUUUUUAUUUUGUAAGAAAAAAAUGUGAUUGAGAAAAUGUAUUUAAGCGAAUUUAAUUUAUUUUUUUCUUUUUGUUUGUUUGUCCUUGCGUUUAUUAAGAGUGCUUUCUGAGUCUCUUUUAUUGAAUGAAAUAAAUGCACCUAAAAAGGCUUACGAAUGUAGAUGGGUCACUGCAAAGGCCUUCAUCUGAACUGUUUUCUUAUUACGCCAGUGUAGUGUUGUUCUCUUUUUUCUUCCCCAAAGGAAUUUGACUAUCCUCCUCAACAUUGUGAGCGGUCUGAGUGAUGCUGAAACGUGUUGCUUGUCUUUCCACCAAUGAAAGGGCUGUAAAAGACCACACUGAUUCAUUCAGAUGGGUCACUGUAUGUUAAAGUUUGUAACAGAGCAGGACACGCACCCCAUUGUGCUUUGCUUGACCUUUUAAUGAGCAUUUAAAUAAGACACAGCACAUUCUCGUUGUUGUUUUGAGACAGGACUGUGAACAUUAAUGAAUCAGUUUGCUUUAAAUUUUGCUUGUUUCAAACACUUCUGAGUGCUAUUGUGCUUCGCUACAUCUAAUAUCAUGUUCACUUUCCUUCCUAAAAUACGCCAGUCAGAUAUUAGCAUAAAAAUCCUUCGAUAAACAUUGAAAUACUAGGAUGUCUAUAUGAAUUAUGAGCAAAAAAUGUUUCUGGUGGUUACAGACUUACAGGCUUGAUGAAAUAGUUGAGUUGAAAUGGAUCAAAGGGAAAUAUCUGGAUUACCGAGUAAUAGUUUGAUAUAUGCAGUACAUUUCCUGAUAGUGUUUGGCAAUAAAACCUGCUGUGUGUCUGUGGUGUUUGUUUUCUGAGUGUAAAGUUGGCUCUUGUGCAUGUUGUUGUUGCGUUCAGCGUGUCAGUUUAAUUUGGGCAGGAACGGCAAAAUCUUUCAUUUGUAUUUGCCUUGGCACUUUUUGAGGAAAUUUGGCCGAGUGCAGCCCCGAGGUAUGAGGUUGGGGUGAGAAUAUGGACAUUAGUGAAGAGGGAAGUGAUAUACGAGGAAGGAGCGAGUCUGGAUGGUGUGUAUAUGAAAUGUGACGUAGAACAAGGUCUGUUAGAGUGGGACGUCUGAACUGGGAUUUCUUGCAUGUUUGUUGAAGACCGACACAGAUUUGAUGACGGCUGGUUAAGGAUGAUUCAGAAAGUUUCUGUCCACCUCCCUCACGCCAAACUGAGCUUUCCGCCAAAAUGCCUGCGUUGAUUGUGAGCAUUGUGAAUUGUCCAAUGGUGUAAUGUGAGAUGCUGUAGCAUGGUACUGUUGCUCUAUUGCCAGAUUUGAUUUCAGUCGAGCUUGAGGAUGUUCUUGCGUUCAAACUGUGAUGUCCAACCCAAUAAUGUUUUCUGACAGCACAGCGGUGGUACUGCGGGAAGAUUCGCUGUCUGUGUCAUUCUCUGUCUUCCAACUUGCACGUUUUCCUUUAGAUCAUUCCUCGUCUUUUUCCCCAUUCCCUUUUCUUGUUUUAUUUAUUGUUUUUGAGAGAAAGUGAGACAAAAAGUUAAAGAACUACCUGAUUUAAUUUAAUGGGCUUACACUGCUGACUGUUUAGUUUUUUUGGUGUUCGAUUCUGUUUUAUUACUUUUUUAUUUAUCAGUGAAUAACUUGAAUAUUUUUCAACUAUUUGUGUCUUGUUUUACAUUUUCUGGUUAGGUAACAUUUACAAUUUAUAUUGAAUAGGGAGAUGGAAGCACUCAGUUUGUAUUUUUUUUUUUUUUGCUCCUUUGUUUUUGCUUGUUCACUUCAGAUUUGUGAUUGUGCGGAUUGUAAGUAGUAGGAUUAUUCAAUCAUACUGUGACGCUGUUCAUCCAGUUCAUUAACUUUAAUAUGCACUUGUGAGGGACCAAAGGGUUUUCCUCAAGACGUGGAGAGGCAGAGAACGAUGAUGUUCAUUGGGGCGGUACCUUGCAUGUGAUGAUAGUUUAUUUAAACAGCAGAAGGGCCUUUGGCUUUGGCCAAAUCAAUCAUACACUUUUGUAACUCCAUAUUUUAACACUUGGCUUUGUAUCUGCCUGUUGUAGCACUUUCAUACCCAUUGCUCUUUUUAUAUAGCUCAGCAUAAAAAAAAAAAAGGGUCCCUGCUUUGGAAAAAAAAAAAAAGAAUAAAAGAAAAUAAAACGAGAGGAAAAAAAUACUUGAAAGCACAGAUUCGCCCCUCAUGGAUCUCAUGCUAUUUUACUUUCCUGAGUGAUUGUGCUCUGUAAUAUGUAACGGUGUGGAUGCGGAUAGACCUGAAAUGCUGCCAGGAGACACAAGCUUUGCCUGGUGACACAGACAGACUAACAUUUCCCAAGAUUCCCUAAUGCUCUAGUGUUGUAGAAAAGUUGAGCUGUACUGUUGUCACCACUUCAGAGUUUCAGAGGACAAUAAAAACACACGUAAGCCCAACCUAAAGUCAUUAUUCCCUGAAUACUGAACUAGUGUGAGGAAGGGACCCAUGGAGACAUGGGCGGCACGGGCUCCAUCCCUCCUAAACGCACAUCCGUGUGCACACUGCUGCUACUGUUUGUACUGUCUACAACAGACUUUCUCUAUAUCGCGCUCCUGGUAGUGUAUUAUGAAUGAGCAUGAAUUGUAAAGUAUUUAUUUAAAAACAAAAAAAAGACAAAUCUUAAAAAAACAAAAAAAACAACAACAAAAAAAAACAUUUUAUGUCCAUGUAGCUUUAGAGUUUGUGACAUUUCUUGACCUUGCUAGCUCUGUCAUUAGAUCCAUGUUAAGAACUAGUCAUGUGGUUAAGAAUUUUACAUGGAAGGGAUUAACGAAAGAAAAAAAGAACUGUAUUACCAUCCAUCAUAUUAAAAACAAAAACAAAGUUUAUUUCCUUGAAUACAGUAUAGGGGCCCACGCGGAUGCGGAAAGCUUAUCUGCAAGAAACUGUUUUUGUACACUGUACAUCCUAGUAUUUUUACACGUAAAUGUAUAUGAUAGGGAUGCACAUUAUUUUCCUUCUUACAGACUGCUUAAAUAAAGCACUAUGUCAAUCUGC